AUGGGCCUCGGCCCUCCGGCCGACCCCGAGUCCACCCCGCCGAGAAAGUCGAAAACGACCGACACCUUCGAGCUCUCAGAGAGCAGCGCAGACCUCGAGACGCCGACUUGGCCGCCGGCACUCUGCCGCGAAAACGGGGCCGACCGUUUGCACACAGCCGCGAGGCAGUGGAUCAAGCGAAAGAAGAGAAACGGGCAAGGAUUGCGGCCCGCGCCGAAGCUCAAGCACAUCCAGAGACUGGAAUAG
Molecule: messenger RNA, 246 nt
Organism: Anthostomella pinea
Lineage: Eukaryota; Fungi; Ascomycota; Sordariomycetes; Xylariales; Xylariaceae
Source: the annotation of a GenBank genome assembly